This is a messenger RNA of Diatraea saccharalis (sugarcane borer), 3241 nucleotides long. NCBI's taxonomy places the organism in Eukaryota, Metazoa, Arthropoda, Insecta, Lepidoptera, Crambidae. The record is from the annotation of a GenBank genome assembly.
AUCGACUGCUGCAUUCAUAACGUGCUGCCGUCACCCGACCGCUUGACCGGCGUGAAUUACUGUUGACAGCUGUUAAUGUACGAAGAUCGCGACAUUUGACCUCUUAUCAGUGUGUCGGUGUCCGCGCAAUCGAUAUAAUCAUACACAGCCCUGCAUUCCUCUCAUCGACAUCGCAUUUCAGAUGCAUAAUUAGGUAUGGUAAUGCAGUGGUUGGUAGUGUGCGCCGUUCUGGCGGUGGUGUCGACAUGCCCCCUGGAGCCAACGGGGCGUGCAGGAGCAAAGUCCCCUGGGGAUAACUUCUACAGGUUACUGAUCAACGGUGAAGUCGAGCGAUAUCUACCCGGACAGAGAUAUGUCGUAACGCUGGUGGGAUCCCGGACGCACGAUGUGGUGCAGCAGUUCACUAGAUUUAAGCUGACAUUGGAACCUCAGGGCGGCGGUGAGGUGCGGUCAGCCAGCCGCUUAGGACAGUUUCAGUUGUUUGCUGAUACAUUGACCUCUUUCGAUGAGGAAUGCGUCAAUUCUGUGGUGGAGGCUGACGACUUGCCUAAGACCGAGGUCCAGGUCAUGUGGAAGGCGCCGCCCUCCGGCUCAGGCUGUGUAUUGCUCAAGGCAAUGGUGUAUGAGAACGAAAGUCGGUGGUUCGCGGAGGAUGGUCAAUUGACGCGGCGCGUGUGUGAAGACACCUCCGCUUCUGCCCCACGUUGCUGUGCCUGUGACGAUGCCAAGUACAGGAUGGUGUUCCAAGGGCUGUGGUCGCCGGAGACACAUCCGAAAGACUUUCCGACGCAAGCUAUGUGGCUCACGCACUUUUCGGACGUAAUCGGUGCUACACACGCAGAUGACUUUUCCUUUUGGGGCGAGGGACAGAUUGCUACCGAUGGAUUCCGGUCUUUGGCGGAAUGGGGUUCGGUGGAGCUGCAGGAGCGCGAGCUACGUCAACAAGCGCGUCAACUGCGCGCCAUAGUGAAGGCACCUGGUUUAUGGCACCCGCGACUUAACCACAACACCAGUGCUCUCUUCACUGUCGAUAGGAAACGACACUUGCUUUCAUUGGCUUCUAUGUUUGGUCCCUCUCCGGACUGGGUGGUUGGUGUCAGCGGUUUGGAGUUAUGUCAGAAGGAUUGCACCUGGGUCGAGUCCAAGGUGGUCGAUCUCUAUCCGUACGACGCAGGCACUGAUAACGGUAUUUCAUACAUGUCGCCGAAUGCCGAGACUGUGCCUCGCGAGCGUAUGUACCGCAUCACACCCAUGUAUCCUGAAGACCCUCGAGCGCCCUUCUACAACCCUGGAGCUACAGAAGUACCUCCCAUGGCGCGACUCUACCUCACCAGGGAAAAGCUCAUCUCCAAGUCCUGCGACGAAGAGACCUUGCAGUCUCUGGUUAUCGAGGAGACUGACAACACAGAGUCAGCAGUCAAACCGGAGUGUGCGGUUGGCGCGUGGAGUGAGUGGUCGGCGUGCUCUGUGUCGUGUGGUAAGGGGUUGCGUAUGCGCAAUAGACAGUACAUCAUGCCGCAGAAGGCUACCAUGUUCGCUUGCGAUCGACAGUUAGUAGCCAAGGAAAUGUGCGUCGCGACAGUUCCUGAAUGCCCACCAGACAAUAACGUAAAUGACGAUACCGAUCUAACCGGUGCUGAAGUAUCUGAUGUAUCGGGUGUGUGCGCCGUGUCUGAAUGGGAAGAUUGGGGCGAGUGCUCCGUUACCUGCGGUGCCGGUGUGUCCGUCCGAAGGAGACAUUUCUUACAUCGCAUGGGCUUCAAGAAAUGUCCACUGGUCAAAAUAGAGGAGAACCGCAAAUGCAUGGAGGGUCCGUGUCCGGAAGACGACAGCUCAGCAUCGGACCCUACGUGUCCGACUACGGCGUGGACGGCGUGGUCAGCAUGCUCGGCAUCGUGCGGGGCUGGCGUCACGUUCCGCAGCCGCCUGCUGCUGGUAGCGCCUGAGCUGCAGCUGUCCUGCGCGGACAGGGUGCAGCUGUUGCAGCACCGACCGUGUACUCUACGCAAGGACUGCAGUAUCGACAUGCUCACCGCUAAACGUAUCUGCAUGGAGGCGCCAGAGCCGGGCCCAUGUCGUGGUGUAUACCAGCGUUGGGCUUUUGUGGCCAUGAAGGGGAUGUGUGUGCCCUUCACCUACGGUGGAUGUCGUGGGAACCAGAAUAACUUUGUCACCCAGCAGGAAUGCCUAGAUACUUGCAGCGUCAUCCUUGGUGGGGCGGGUCCAGGCGGUGUGGGUGGACCAGGAUUGGUUCAAGACCCCACGUUUAGCGUUAAUUCUUCUUCUGGCAACAAUUCCGAUCGGGGUGAAGCACGAGCGGGCGACUGUCAGAUGAGUGCCUGGAGCGAGUGGAGUCACUGUAGUGUUAGCUGCGGCAUCGGAUUCCAGCAGCGUACCAGGACAGUAUUGGUGGAGCCUAGCCCCGGAGGCGCUGCCUGUCCACCUCGCCUCGUACGUCGCCGACGAUGUAACAGGGUUUGCUAGAACAACUAACCGCAUAUCUAGAAAGAUUUAGAUAAACAUUUUUACUAGUGUAGUCAGUUUCUAGUUGUCAAUUUUAAUAUUAAUAUUGGAAUUGGAAAAUAUGGAGUAUUUUGUUCUAGUAUACAAAAGCUGUAACAAUUUAAGAUGUUAUAGAAUGUUUUUAAUAGGGUCACGUUAAAAAUGACAGAUUUUAUUUUCCAGAUUUAGUUUGAUAUAAGACACAACUCCUAUACAACUUUAAGCAUUUUUCAGCAUUUAUUUGUUCCAGUAAAUAUUUAGAUAGGUAUGCCGACAUUUACCAAUAAAAUAAGAAUUUGAUUAAGUUACAUAUAAGUUAUGUUUAAUAAUACACGAAUCGAGAAGCAAUGAAAUACACAUUUCGAUUCGUGUAUUAACAUAUAUUGUUUUCCAAUGAUAAACGUCGAUAAAACCAAAGAAUAUUCAAAGAUAAUUCAUAAUUAUUAAUCUAAUAAUGCUUGAUCAAAUGCCAAAAUAUCAAAAAAGAUAUUGGAAUAGUCUUUUAUCUAAGUGAUCCUUCCUUACUCCGUGUGCGCCAAAUGGAAAUUUAUGUAGUAGUGUAAGCUGUUCGAGUCGUUCGGUGAUUUAUUUUAUAACCCCAAUUUUCCAUACCUAUACAUAGGAACAAACAUAGGAACCGUGAGAAAGAAGAAGAAAAUAAAAUAAAGCAUAUUUGAUUAAGAUGUGUAAGCGUAACCGCAGUUGCAUUAUUAAUAGAGCAAUAAAGAAAUUCAUAAAG